AUGGGCACCGUCGUGUGCAGCUUGGGUGAGGCGGAUGAAGAGGAGAAGGACAUGGAGCAGAAGUUGAGGAUUGUUGUGCCUCAUCGGCAAGCCAUGAAGAUUCCCAUGAACGUCUUCUGGAGGCCGAUGGUAAAGUUUCCCAUGUGCUCCAUGUGGGUCUUGUUUACUAUAGCCUAUAGCAUUUGUUUCUUGCUCACGAUUGCGAAGGGCUUUCUUCCCUGCAGCUCAGCUGGUCAUUUGACGAACAGCUGCAGGGAGCUGCUCGAGUUGAAGGCUGAGGAUACCUUGUGGCGCCAAUGCUAUUUGCAGCAAUAUCCAGAGCGCUCGUGCAAGGUGGCCUUAUCUUGGCGAUGUCGCUUGGCGAUGCGCCAGCCGCUGAGAGAGCUACGUUUGGAGGGCACCGAGGCAGUUCUGGACUGGGAAGCUGCGCUGCUUGUGCUGGGCAGCCCAUGGAGUGGCAAGACGUGGCUGGUGCAUCGCUUCUGCCAGGGCAAGCCACCGGAAUGCCUGGAUAAGGUCCCUUUCCUGGGCACCAACCUGCGCGUGAGCCAUCUCCAGUUGCGCGGACCCCGACCACGAACGGGGCGGCUGCGCAUUUGGGAGCCUUCGGGGGUGAGCCGGCAGGCCUUGGGCGGCUACCUAAAGGCGGCUCAGAUGGUCCUGGUCUGCGUGGACCUGGAAGACCUCGGAGGCGUCGCGUCCGAGGCGCAGCGGCUGCUGGCCCAAGUCACGCAGUCCAUGCGACCUGGGACCAUCUUGGGUCUCUGUGGCUUGAAGAGCGACCGACUAACCACUUCCGAGCAGCGGCGCAUCUGCGCCACGCUGCGACGUGUGGCGCAGGGCUAUGGGGCGGAGUUUGGCAUGUGCAGCGCUACGACAGGUGAGGGCGUGGAUGAAAUCUUUUGCGCCAUGCUGGCUGCCUGCCUUGAGAGUUCCAACGAGUUGCCGCCACCAGAACGUGUUUUAAGCCGCCUCGCCGGGACCUUGAGCAACGCUGAACUGUUGCGGACCUUGUUGCGACGUGUCGGUCACGGCGGUAUGGGUAUGGCAGAAACCUGA
This is a messenger RNA of Cladocopium goreaui, 1059 nucleotides long. The record is from the annotation of a GenBank genome assembly. NCBI's taxonomy places the organism in Eukaryota, Dinophyceae, Suessiales, Symbiodiniaceae.